Messenger RNA from Diutina rugosa, 852 nucleotides. It is a transcript of the gene HMX1, whose product is annotated as Hmx1p. The record is from RefSeq and is a predicted model, not a curated record. Gene Ontology annotation, molecular function: heme oxygenase (decyclizing) activity. The transcript has a single exon. Gene Ontology annotation, biological process: heme oxidation. Bases 1 to 852 code for a protein of 283 amino acids. NCBI's taxonomy places the organism in Eukaryota, Fungi, Ascomycota, Pichiomycetes, Serinales, Debaryomycetaceae.
AUGGCUGCGCCCAAGGAACCCGUGAUCCCCGCCAAGUCCGACGUCGGCGCCCUCGCCAACCGCAUCAACAGCGAGACCCGCGCCGCCCACGACAAGAUCGACAAGUUGGUCACCGUCAAGUUUGCCCUCGCGUUGCGCGACUACAAGAUCUACCGCCAAGGGUUGCAGGCGUUCUACCAUGUGUUCCAGGCGAUCGAGCUCGCCCUCGACCGCCAGUUGGCCAAGGAGGACGACCCGUGGACGGCGCUCAUCGCCGAGGUGUGGCGCCCCGAGGUCGCCCGCACCGCCAAGGCGGAACAGGACUUGAUGUUCUACUACGACGGGCGCCGCGACAAGUUCGAGCUGGCGAUCAUGCCCGAGCAGAUCAAGUUUGCCCACCACAUCGCCCAGGCGUGCGCCGACAAGCCCUACUUGUUGUUUGCCUACAUGCAUGUGAUGUACUUGGCGUUGUUCGCCGGGGGCCGGAUGAUGCGGCUGCUGUUCUCGAAAGCGACGGGGCUCUACCCGCAGCGCCAGGGGUUGACCCACGCCGACAUCGUCAAGCGCGGCACCAACUUCUUCACCUUUGACGUCACCAACGAAAACGAGUUGCGCGCCGAGUACAAGCGCGACUACGAGCUCGCCACCCGCAACAACUUGACCGAGGCCCAGAAGCAGGAGAUCAUCGACGAGCUGAAGUACAUCUUUGAGCAGAACGCGUUGGUGGUGCGCGAGCUCGAGGCACACAACUUGGCGCGUCUCAAGCACAAGUGGCAGUACCAGGCGAUCACCAAGGGCUACUACGUCGUGUUGACGCUGGUGGCGCUCUUGGUGAUGUACCUCCUCCGCCGCGUGGUGGUGGGGUUGAUGUGA